Messenger RNA from Lycium ferocissimum, 2722 nucleotides. RefSeq names its product sucrose synthase. The record is from RefSeq and is a predicted model, not a curated record. Gene Ontology annotation, molecular function: sucrose synthase activity. The coding region runs from base 31 to 2448 and encodes 805 amino acids. The transcript has 13 exons. Gene Ontology annotation, biological process: sucrose metabolic process. Lineage: Eukaryota; Viridiplantae; Streptophyta; Magnoliopsida; Solanales; Solanaceae.
UUGAAAGUCAUCUGAGGAUUUCCAGCUGCAAUGGGUGAACGUGUACUGACUCGUGUUCACAGCCUUCGUGAACGUCUUGAUGCUACUUUGGCUGCUCAUCGCAAUGAGAUUUUGCUGUUUCUUUCAAGGAUCGAAAGCCAUGGAAAAGGGAUCUUGAAACCUCACCAGCUGCUGGCUGAGUUUGAAUCGAUUCACAAAGACGACAAAGACAAACUGAAUGAUCAUGCCUUUGAAGAAGUCCUGAAAUCCACUCAGGAAGCAAUUGUUUUAUCCCCUUGGGUUGCACUUGCCAUUCGUCUGAGGCCUGGUGUGUGGGAAUAUGUCCGUGUGAAUGUCAAUGCUCUCAUUGUUGAGGAGCUGACUGUGCCUGAGUAUUUGCAAUUCAAGGAAGAACUUGUUAACGGAACCACCAAUGAUAACUUUGUUCUUGAGUUGGAUUUUGAGCCGUUCACUUCAUCAUUUCCCAAACCAACCCUCACCAAAUCAAUUGGAAAUGGAGUUGAAUUCCUUAACAGGCACCUCUCUGCCAAAAUGUUCCAUGACAAGGAAAGCAUGACCCCUCUUCUCGAGUUUCUUCGAGUUCACCACUACAAGGGAAAGACAAUGAUGCUGAAUGACAGAAUUCAGAAUUUAAAUACUCUCCAAAGUGUCCUAAGGAAGGCUGAGGAAUACCUCACCACCCUUUCCCCAGAAACUCCAUACUCGGCAUUCGAGCACAAGUUCCAAGGAAUUGGCUUGGAGAGGGGUUGGGGUGACACUGCAGAGCGUGUUCUAGAGAUGAUCUGCAUGCUCCUGGAUCUCCUUGAGGCUCCUGACUCAUGCACUCUUGAGAAAUUCCUUGGUAGAAUUCCUAUGGUUUUCAAUGUGGUUAUACUUUCGCCCCACGGAUAUUUCGCCCAAGAAAAUGUCUUGGGUUACCCCGACACUGGUGGCCAGGUUGUCUAUAUUCUGGAUCAAGUUCCCGCCUUGGAGCGUGAGAUGCUCAAGCGCAUAAAGGAGCAAGGACUUGAUAUCAAACCGCAAAUUCUUAUUGUUACUCGGCUGUUGCCUGACGCAGUUGGUACCACUUGUGGUCAGCGACUUGAGAAAGUAUUUGGAACUGAACACUCGCAUAUUCUUAGGGUCCCCUUUAGGACUGAGAAGGGCAUUGUUCGUAAAUGGAUCUCUCGUUUUGAAGUCUGGCCAUAUAUGGAGACUUUCAUUGAGGAUGUGGGGAAAGAAAUUACUGCAGAACUACAGGCUAAGCCCGAUCUUAUUAUUGGCAACUAUAGCGAGGGAAACCUUGCUGCCUCCUUGUUGGCUCACAAGUUAGGUGUCACACAGUGCACCAUUGCUCAUGCAUUGGAGAAAACAAAAUAUCCUGAUUCUGACAUUUACUUGAAGAAAUUUGAUGAGAAGUACCAUUUCUCAGCCCAGUUCACGGCUGAUCUUAUUGCAAUGAAUCACACUGAUUUCAUCAUCACCAGCACUUUCCAGGAGAUAGCAGGAAGCAAGGACACCGUUGGACAGUACGAGAGCCACAUGGCGUUCACAAUGCCUGGAUUGUAUAGAGUUGUUCAUGGCAUUGAUGUGUUUGACCCCAAAUUCAACAUUGUGUCACCAGGAGCUGAUAUGAAUCUCUACUUCCCAUACUCCGAGAAGGAAAAGAGAUUGACAGCAUUUCACCCUGAAAUUGAGGAGCUGCUGUUUAGUGAUGUUGAGAAUGACGAACACUUGUGUGUGCUAAAGGACAGGAAUAAGCCCAUCAUAUUCACAAUGGCAAGACUGGAUCGAGUGAAGAACUUAACUGGACUUGUCGAGUGGUAUGCCAAGAACCCACGGCUAAGGGAGUUGGUUAACCUUGUUGUGGUUGGUGGAGACCGAAGUAAGGAAUCCAAAGACUUGGAAGAGCAGGCUGAGAUGAAGAAGAUGUAUGAACUUAUAAAGACUCACAAUUUGAACGGACAGUUCCGAUGGAUUUCUUCCCAGAUGAACCGUGUGAGGAAUGGGGAACUCUACAGGUACAUUGCCGACACAAAGGGAGCUUUCGUGCAGCCUGCAUUUUACGAGGCUUUCGGUCUGACUGUUGUUGAGGCCAUGACUUGUGGUUUGCCUACAUUUGCAACUAAUCAAGGUGGUCCAGCUGAGAUCAUUGUUCACGGGAAGUCUGGUUUCCACAUUGAUCCAUACCAGGGCGAGCAGGCUGCUGAUCGUCUCGCUGAUUUCUUCGAGAAAUGUGAGAAAGACCCUUCACAUUGGGAAGCCAUUUCCGAUGGUGGCCUUAAGCGUAUACAGGAGAAGUAUACAUGGCAAAUCUACUCGGAUCGGCUAUUGACAUUGGCUGGUGUUUAUGGGUUCUGGAAGCACGUUUCCAAGCUCGAUCGUCUUGAAAUUCGUCGCUAUCUUGAAAUGUUUUAUGCUCUCAAAUUCCGCAAGCUGGCUGAAGUUGUCCCAUUGGCUGUUGAGUAAAUUGACAAAGAACAGGCUUCUCUGUGGUUGUUAUCCCCAUUGUCUUUAGAAAUUGUUGUCUAGUUUAUCUCCUUCCCUCCCUCCCAAUCUUUUGCAAUUUUUUUUUGCAUUUUAUCCCUGUCUGUGGUCAUCAAGAGGAUUGCAAAUUUGACAUUAUGUAGCGUUAGUGUGAAUAAAAAUAUCAAAUUUCAAUCUGUUCCAUCCAGCUUUCUUAUGACGAUGCAUUCUGUCAUUGGAAUUGACUCAAAAGGCAAGCAGUAUUUCCUAGUUAUUC